AUGCCAAUCGAAAUCAGCUGGCGUCGUAAUGUGCAAGCGGCUUUAGAUGCCGAGAACCUGGUAGCGGAUGACAGUCAGAAUACAACAUUGAGUCUAAGAUCUUUUGAUGAAAGCGUCCAUACUGGCUUUCAAAUGGUUACCAAGAGUGGUCCGUUGUGUGGAGAGCCAAUGAUGGGGGUUGUGUAUUUCGUUGAUGAUUUUACAGUAAAUGUCGAUGAAAACAAUGCAGAUGUAAGGUCGCAGCUAGCUGGACAGAUUAUGACGACGAUGAGAGAUGCAUGUCGACAGGCUUUCCUUGAAUGGUCUCCUAGGCUGAUGCGUGCCAUGUAUUCAUGUGACAUACAGACAACAACUGACGUGCUUGGGAAGGUAUAUGCAGUAAUUGCUCGUCGAAAAGGCAAAAUUGUUUCUGAAGAGCUCAAAGAAGGGACAUCAUUCUUUUCGAUCCAUGCUCUUUUGCCUGUGGUAGAGAGCUUUGGAUUUGCAGAAGAGAUGAGAAAAAAGACCUCGGGCGUUGCUAGUCCACAACUAAUAUUCAGCGGUUUUGAAAUGUUGGACGAAGAUCCAUUCUGGGUUCCUACUACGGAAGAAGAGUUAGAGGACUUGGGAGAGAAGUCAGACCGAGAGAACUUGGCAAAAAAAUAUAUGGAGAGUGUCAGAAAGCGCAAGGGUAUGUUUAUUGAAAAGAAGAUAGUGGAACAUGCUGAGAAACAGAGGACACUGAAGAAGUAG
Molecule: messenger RNA, 732 nt
Organism: Paraglomus brasilianum
Lineage: Eukaryota; Fungi; Glomeromycota; Glomeromycetes; Paraglomerales; Paraglomeraceae
Source: the annotation of a GenBank genome assembly